AAUAGAAAAACAAAGAAACAAACAAAAAAGAAAGAAACAAGGGUUUUGUUUGUUUAUUUCCAAAAUUGAUAAUUUAUUAGCUCCUCCAUUGAAGAAGCAAAAGCAGUAAUUGGAGAACCAGAUGCAACCGACACCUGGCGGUAGAAGUAGCAGUGGCGGUGGUGGUAGUGGUGAACUGAGUGGAGGUGGUGGACUCGCUCGGUUCCGCUCAGCUCCUGCCACCUGGUUAGAAGCACUUCUCGAAGAAGAAAAACCAGUAGACCAAAAAGAAGAGAAAGAAGAAAACAAAGAAGAAGAAGAAGAAGAAGAAGAAGAAGAAGACGAAGACGAAGAAGACCCAUUAAAGCCAACCCAGAGCUUAACUCAGUUACUUGCUUCCUCUGCCGAUCCAAGCCUCUUAGUCUUCGACUCAAACAUAUUCAGACAGAACAGCUCUCCAGCUGAGUUUUUCGGGAAUUCUGAUUCCGAAACCUACUUCUCCAACUUUGGUCUUAACCCAAACCCACCAAAUUACAACAACUAUGACUCCCACUCCAACUCCAACACUUUUCAUGGCGGCGGUGGUGGUGGUACUGCCACAAAGCGCUCUAGGGAGCUCAACCACCACUUCACUGCAAAGUUCCCAUCUCAUCAUCAACUGAAAGGAGAGCAAAGUAGCGGUGGUGGUGGAGUUGGUAGCUUCAUAGAUAUGGAGAUGGAAAAGCUUUUGGAGGACUCAGUUCCUUGUCGGGUUCGGGCAAAGCGAGGUUGCGCUACUCAUCCUAGAAGCAUUGCUGAGAGGGUUCGAAGGACUCGGAUAAGUGAUCGUAUAAGAAAGCUUCAGGAGCUGGUGCCCAACAUGGAUAAGCAAACAAACACUGCAGAUAUGUUAGAAGAGGCAGUAGAGUAUGUUAAGCUUCUUCAAAAGCAGAUUCAGGAUCUCUCAGAGCAACAACAGAGAUGCAAAUGCGUGGUCAAAGAUUUCACAGAAGAAAGUAUUAAAGAAUAAAGAUAGCUCCCACAGUCCUGUGUAAUUAUCUAAUUUUGAGGUUUCAGCCAAGCUUCAUCAUGGUAAUUUGCCACUAAUAUUCUCUUUUCUCUCAAAUAUUCACCUUGUAAUUACAAGAUCUAGCACUCCCCUUCUAUAUAGAUUUCAGUUUUCAUAGUUUAGUCUAUGAUCAAGAAUGUUUGCUUCAUCUUGUCAAAACUGCUCUUUGAAGUUUGCUAUGGUUGUGAUUUCGCUUGGAAAAAAAAAAAGAAAAAGAAAAGAAAUGAAGAAGUUAUUGUGAUAGUACUUGUAAAUUAAUGCACACAAUAAUAUAUUAAUUCAAUUGCUGCACAACGUUCUUUGUUUAA
This is a messenger RNA of Quercus robur (English oak), 1335 nucleotides long. Its product is annotated as transcription factor bHLH80-like. NCBI's taxonomy places the organism in Eukaryota, Viridiplantae, Streptophyta, Magnoliopsida, Fagales, Fagaceae. Gene Ontology annotation, biological process: regulation of transcription by RNA polymerase II. The transcript has 5 exons. The record is from RefSeq and is a predicted model, not a curated record. Gene Ontology annotation, molecular function: protein dimerization activity; DNA-binding transcription factor activity, RNA polymerase II-specific; RNA polymerase II cis-regulatory region sequence-specific DNA binding. Gene Ontology annotation, cellular component: nucleus. The coding region runs from base 122 to 988 and encodes 288 amino acids.